AUGAAAUCAAACACUGUUUUAACUCGCAUGAAUAUGUGUCGAAAAUGGUUUGGUGCUCUUUGGCUUUUAAUCGAAAUGAACAUUGCCAGUGCGAAUAUAUUUGGUUUCGCUGCACUUUUUAAAGUCUUACCACAGUAUGGGAUAUUCGAUGAAUAUUGUCAUUAUUUUGAUGGUAUGAAUUCGACAGAACGUGAUUGUUCACGUCAAACACACCAAUAUGAAAAUGCAAUGACAUUAGGCAUUAUUUUUUUUAAUGUGCCAUCAAUGUUUUUCGGAAUGAUAAUCGAUCGUUUUGGUUGUCGUUUUAUGAAGUUAGUUUUUCAUAUCGUGGGAUGGUUAUCAUUGGCUCUUUUAAAACCUGGUCAUGAUUUACUUCUAUUUGCUCACACAUUUUUUACAGCACUAUCUGGAAUAAUUGUGUUAAUAACAAGUUAUGCAUCAUCCAACUAUUUUUCAAAAUCAAGCCCAAUUCUAUUAACAUUACUCAUUGGUUCGGGCUCAUCUUCUUCGAUAUGGUAUUCAAUUUUUCAAGUCAUUGUUGAUCAUAAUCUAUUAACAUUGUCACAAUUAUCUUAUAUUUGGAUGUCACUCGGUGCACUUCUGUUUUUAUCAUCGUUUUUAUUUCUUGAUUGGAAAAUUUCAAUACUCAACCUUCCAUAUAAAUUCAAUGAUGGAUCAAAUCAAAUUCCAUCAACAUCAAAAAAUAUUAUUUCUAAAGUAAUAGAUACUCCCUGUGAUACAAAAUGGUAUACAAAAAUUUAUCAACGGAUUGGUCUUUGGCAGCAUUUAACGAAUCCCUUAUAUGUAUUAAAUGUUUUGUACUUAGGUUUUUUAAUGAUGCCGACGAUUCUUCUAUCUAUUAUUUGGUAUCCAUGGGUCUAUUUUCUCAACGGCAAUGAUAAAGCACAAGCUGAUAAAUACACAUUUGCGCUCAAUAUGUCAGCGGUAUCACAAAUUGUAUUGUGUCCAAUUAUUGGUUUAUUACUUGCAUUUGGAACGCAUCGCGGUAUGUAUUAAGACAUGUCGAGUUCAUGCUAUAUAACGGGUGUCCCAGAAUAAAUUAUACCAUUCGUAUUUUGAGUAUAACUCUUCUAUUAUCCAUUAGAUCGGGACAUCUUUUUAUACUAAAAGAUAGCGCUUGAAAUUCUCUACAAAAUU
Molecule: messenger RNA, 1158 nt
Organism: Rotaria sp. Silwood2
Lineage: Eukaryota; Metazoa; Rotifera; Eurotatoria; Philodinida; Philodinidae
Source: the annotation of a GenBank genome assembly